Molecule: messenger RNA, 1162 nt
Organism: Drosophila biarmipes
Lineage: Eukaryota; Metazoa; Arthropoda; Insecta; Diptera; Drosophilidae
Gene: CAH15
Product: carbonic anhydrase 7
Exons: 1
Coding region: 86-1105 (339 amino acids)
Cellular component (GO): cytoplasm
Molecular function (GO): zinc ion binding; carbonate dehydratase activity
Source: RefSeq, a predicted model, not a curated record
GAAGGCCAGCAGUUGGCUGUCAUCCAAUUGAGUUUACAUUCUUAUUCAAGUUUUCUUGAGCGGAGUUUAUUUUGCCGUUUUAGUGAUGAACGGAUGUCUGUCCUGUGGUGUUUUGACGUACCUGUGGUGCUGGCUGGAGGAUCUGUCCUGGCGUCUGCAGGACAGCAAUCUUCUCAAGCUGAUCCUUGCCUUCUGCGUGGCCCUACUGGUGCUGCUUAAUGUACACACGGCGUUCGCCAUGGCUAACAGCUGUGAAGGGGGAUCGCAAGAGGAAUCUGAGGAAGUUGGUGAGGAUCAUCCGGAAGAAGCCCCCACUGAGUUGAACUGCACCCGUCGCGGUUCGCCGGAAAACUACAACUACGGUUGGGACCGGGGUCCUCAUACCUGGAAUGCCCCUGGCAACAAUCAGAGCCCCAUCAAUAUAGAGCGGAACUGUGUGGAGCUCAACUACUUCGAUGCACCUCUGAUUUGGUCAAAUUAUAAUGACAUUCCCUUGGGCAUCCGCCUGGAGAACAACGGUCACACUCUGAUCCUUCGAGCUGCUUUUCCCGGCCGACCGCCCUCCAUCGAUGGGGGGGAUCUGCUGGGUCGCUUUGACUUCCGCGAGAUCUCCUUCCGCUGGAGCUGGACCAACUCUUCCGGCUCGGAGCACACCGUGGACCAUCACCACAGUCCGCUGGAGAUGCAGUGCCUCCACACAGAUGCCGUUGGCAGCGGCUGCUCCUCCAGCCAGGGCAUCCUGAUGAUUUCCUACAUGUUCGACUUCUCCGAUGACAAUCCCUUCCUCGACGUCCUGGUGCAGCACCUCGCUGCUGUCCAGCAGGCGGGUCAGGUGGUGGAAGUACCGCCCUUUCCGCUGAGCUACCUGAUGCCAGCCUUCUACGACAAGUUCUACAGCUACAAUGGAUCGCUAACCGAGCCCCCGUGUCAUCGGGGGGCGGAGUGGCUGAUGCAUCCCGUGCCCUUGGCCAUCAGCGAGCGCCAGCUGAAUGAGUUCCGCCAGCUGAAGGACAUCCAUGGAUCGAGGAUCGCGCGCAAUGCUCGUCCUGUUCAGCCGCUGGAGGAUCGAACGGUCUACCUUAAUCGAUUCCGCACCGGGUUUUAGGCAUGAUUAGGUAUUUGUAAGCGAAAUUAAAUAAAAUGGUGUAUUUUAAUAUUAUUA